CUGAUUUUACACAACAUUUUUAAUCGUCGUCUCACAUUUAUUUAAAUAAAAGUUUUUUUCUUUUUCACAACUUCCAAAAAUAUUAAAACAUACGAUUUUAAUGAAUACAAAAAUUCCCAAUUCAAGAAAAUAAUUCAUUUCUUCGUCGUUUCAUUUUAAAUAAAAUCACGGCACAAAUAUUUGUGUAAGUUUUUUUGUUGUUUUUUUUUUAUUUUAGUUUUUUAAGAAAGAAAAAAUAAAGAAGAUCAAAGUUCAAUAAGACUGCAAGAAAAAAGAAAUCUAAAACGUAAAAAAAAACUACUCCAAGUGAAAAAGUUACUCCAACUUUAAACAUGUCGACGGAAAAUAUUGUUGAUGGUGCCACAGCAGGCUCCACGGCCAAUUCAGAAGAAGCUUCAUCAUUCAUUGUUACCGUUCUCAAUGAAAUCAUCUACAGUCCCAUAAAUUUAGCUCUCGUAGCCGUCAUUGCAUUCCUUGUUUAUAAAAUCAUUAAAGACCGCAUUGAAGUCCCACACAGCGAUGUUAAGCCACUCGAACCAGAAUUACCAAAGCUUCGAAGGGAUUUCACAAUUCAAGAAUUGCGAUUAUUUGAUGGCAAUCAACCAGAUGGAAGGGUUUUAGUUGGGGUCAAUGGAAGUGUGUAUGACGUCACUAAAGGGAAAAAAUUCUACGGACCAGGUGGACCAUAUGCUUCAUUUGCUGGUCGUGAUGCAUCCAGAAAUUUGGCCACAUUCAGUGUAACAGCAAACGACAAAGAUGAAUAUGAUGAUCUUAGUGAUCUUAAUGCCAUGGAAAUGGACUCCGUCCGAGAAUGGGAAAUGCAAUUCAAAGAAAAAUAUGAAUAUGUUGGUCGUCUUUUGAAGAAGGGUGAACAACCAACCAACUAUUCUGACGAAGAUGAAGAUACAACAAACGAUAAACAAGACAAACCCGAAGAAGAAUCAACAUCUGCUGCAGCUGCUGCCGACGAUGAAGGAUUAAGAAAACGUACCACCGCUGCCGCUGCCCCUACAACUACUGCUAGCGAAAACUCAGCAGUUGAAGAGGUUAAAUAAAUUUAAACAAAACCAGAAGUCUGAAGCUGGGUCCAACAACCGUCGUCGAAGGCUUCAAAUUUAAUUUAAAAACAAACAAAAUUUAGUGAAUUAAGACUCCUUUUUCCUAAAAGGGAAAACUAUCUUUCCCAAAACAAAAAAGAAUAA
This is a messenger RNA of Episyrphus balteatus (marmalade hoverfly), 1202 nucleotides long. It is a transcript of the gene MSBP, whose product is annotated as membrane-associated progesterone receptor component 1. Lineage: Eukaryota; Metazoa; Arthropoda; Insecta; Diptera; Syrphidae. The transcript has 3 exons. The record is from RefSeq and is a predicted model, not a curated record. The coding region runs from base 333 to 1055 and encodes 240 amino acids. Gene Ontology annotation, cellular component: membrane; endomembrane system.